Messenger RNA from Lodderomyces orthopsilosis Co 90-125, 669 nucleotides. RefSeq names its product Yaf9p (gene YAF9). Bases 1 to 669 code for a protein of 222 amino acids. Gene Ontology annotation, biological process: regulation of DNA-templated transcription. The record is from RefSeq and is a predicted model, not a curated record. NCBI's taxonomy places the organism in Eukaryota, Fungi, Ascomycota, Pichiomycetes, Serinales, Debaryomycetaceae. The transcript has a single exon.
AUGAGUGCUACUUCUAAAAGGAUAAAAUUUGUAUCUAUAUCUUUACCUAUUUUGUAUGGUAACCAUGCAUACAAACUCACACCAGAAAUGCGAAAACCAACUACACCACCAGAUCAUACUCAUGAAUGGACAGUCUUUUUCAAACCUGUUUUGGGCGAUAUAGAUUUGACACCAUUAAUAAAGAAGGUCACAUUUAAGCUACAUGAAACCUAUGAGAAUCCUGUUCGUACGGUAGAACACCCACCCUAUCAAGUUACAGAGACUGGAUGGGGUGAAUUUGAAAUCAUUAUAAAACUACAUUUCCAACCCGGAGUAGACUUGGGUAUCAAUGAGAAAAACUUUCAGAUUUUCCAUGCUUUGAAGUUACAUCCUUAUAAUCCACAACAACCACGUCGUGAAAAUGGGGAAGUUCAUUCGAUCUUGUAUGAUGAGUUGGUGUUUAAUGAACCUACCGAGAAGGCGUUUGAAAUCUUGACUAGAAAACCGAUUAAUCUUAUACCGUAUGAGUUAUCCGAUCCUGAUAAAAGAGAUCAAGAAUAUAUAAGACCUGAUGAAACUGAUGAGUUAAGUCGGUUGGAUGUUUAUAUACAUAAGAUAAAAGAGGAGAUAGAGAACCAAGUGGGCCAGUAUAAGGAAUUGGAGCAACAGAAACUUGCUUUGACUCAGUAG